AUGGAGUCAGAGGAGAACCUGCUGCACACGUUCCUGCUGCUGCUGCUGCUGGGAUCACACAUCACCGUGGUGGGUCCUUCUGCCCCAGAGGAGGGUUGGCAGGUUUACAGCUCCGCUCAGGACUCUGAUGGUCGAUGUGUUUGUACGGUGGUCGCUCCUCAACAGACCGUCUGUUCCAGAGAUGCUCGAACCAAACAGCUAAGACAGCUUCUGGAAAAGGUGCAGAAUAUGAGUCAGUCUAUCGAGGUUCUCGACCAACGCACUCAGAGGGAUCUGCAGUUUGUGGAGAAGAUGGAAGUCCAGCUGAAAGGACUGGAGAACAAAUUCAAACAGGUGGAGGAAGGACAUGAGAGUAACAUCGCCAGGCAGUACAAGUCAAUCAAGGCAAAGAUGGAGGAGUUACGUCCUCUGAUUCCAGUUCUGGAGGCCUACAAGGCAGAUGCUCUGCUGGUACGACAGUUCAAGGAAGAAGCAGCAAAUGUGACGGAGCUGCUGAGCUCCCUGCAGGAGCAGCUGGGAGGUCUGGACUAUCAGGAGCUCCACAGCAGAGUGACAAGCCUGGAGGACCGUCUGAGGGCCUGCAUGCAGAGGCUCGCCUGUGGAAAGCUGACAGGAAUAUCUGAACCAAUCACCAUCAAGACAUCUGGAUCAAGGUUUGGAUCGUGGAUGACUGACCCACUCGCUCCGGCUGGUGACAACAGAGUGUGGUACAUGGAUGGUUACCAUAACAACCGCUUUGUUAGGGAGUACCAGUCGAUGUAUGACUUCAUGACAACAGAUAACUUCACCUCUCACCGCUUGCCUCAUCCGUGGUCUGGUACUGGUCAGGUGGUUUAUAAUGGUUCCAUUUACUUCAAUAAAUUCCAAAGUCACACCAUCAUCAAGUUUGACUUCAGUACAUCACUCAUCAGCCGUUCUCGCCAACUUGACUUUGCUGGCUACAACAACAUGUACCACUAUUCCUGGGGAGGGCACUCAGACAUUGACCUCAUGGUGGAUGAAGGUGGGCUUUGGGCCGUCUACGCUACUAAUCAGAAUGCUGGAAAUAUAGUUCUCAGCCAGUUAAACCCAAAUACUCUGCAAAUCAUCCGUAGCUGGACCACCAACCAUCCGAAACGCAGUGCAGGUGAGGCAUUCAUGAUCUGUGGAACCCUGUAUGUUACAAAUGGGUACUCUGGUGGAACUAAAGUGUACUAUGCCUACUCCACUAACUCUUCCACCUACGAGUACAUCGACAUUCCUCUGACCAAUAAAUACAGCCAUCUAUCCAUGCUAGACUACAACCCCCGAGAAAGAGCACUCUACGCCUGGAACAAUGGCCACCAAGUCCUUUACAACGUAACACUUUAUCACAUCAUACAGUAA
This is a messenger RNA of Scomber japonicus (chub mackerel), 1365 nucleotides long. RefSeq names its product noelin-like. The transcript has 6 exons. Bases 1 to 1365 code for a protein of 454 amino acids. Gene Ontology annotation, biological process: signal transduction. The record is from RefSeq and is a predicted model, not a curated record. NCBI's taxonomy places the organism in Eukaryota, Metazoa, Chordata, Actinopteri, Scombriformes, Scombridae.